Paralichthys olivaceus (Japanese flounder) is the source of this 6386-nucleotide messenger RNA. It is a transcript of the gene nid2a, whose product is annotated as nidogen 2a (osteonidogen). Gene Ontology annotation, cellular component: basement membrane. NCBI's taxonomy places the organism in Eukaryota, Metazoa, Chordata, Actinopteri, Pleuronectiformes, Paralichthyidae. Gene Ontology annotation, biological process: cell-matrix adhesion. The record is from RefSeq and is a predicted model, not a curated record. Gene Ontology annotation, molecular function: calcium ion binding.
CUCUCAGUGUCCAUCUGUGCCUCUCUCCUUCUGAUCCCUCACAGUGCAGAGCUGCUCAGUCACCCCCGGCUCUACAGUCAUGGAGAGAGGGGCAACGUUGGCCGUGUGUCUGCUGUGCUGGAGCUGCAGUGUGGUUACAGCCAUCCAGAGGGCUGACAUGUUCCCUUAUGGUUCUUUAAGUGGGGACUCUAUUCUGACUGAGGGCGACGAUGAAACCUCCAGAGUUCUGACCCUGCCCAAACCCUUAUACUUCUACAACUCCCUCUUCACUCAGCUCUAUGUGGCCACCAAUGGAAUCAUAUCCGCCCAGGACUUGCCGAUGGAAAAGCAAUAUGUUGACGACGGCUUCCCCACAGAUUUCCCUGUGGUGGCUCCGUUCCUGGCCGACAUCGACACCAGCGGAGGGCGAGGACAGAUUUACUACCGGGUGACAGAAACACCCAGCGUGCUCAACAAAGUGGCCCAGGAAGUACACCGAGGGUUUCCAGAUGCAAAAUUCACUCCCACACACGCUGUGGUGGCAACAUGGGAGAACGUGGCGCCGUAUGAAGAGCAAACUCGAACCAAUGGGCCUUCAAACAAGGUCAACACGUUCCAGGCAGUAAUCGGAUAUGAUGAGACGGACUCGUACGCUCUCUUCCUCUAUCCUGAAGGUGGCCUGAACUUCUUUGGGACACGACCCAAGGAAUCCUAUAAUGUUGAGAUCGAGCUUCCUGCUCGAGUUGGAUUCAGCAGAGGAGAAAUUACAUAUCUGAUCUUUUCCCGGACGGAGGGACCUCACUACAGCGUUACAGGGGACGAGCAGAGUGUUAAAAACCUUUACCAGGUUGGAAACACAGGAAUACCAGGAAUAUGGCUUUUCCACACUGGGAACCGUUACUCUUUCGACAACAUUGUCCCUGCGUCCAUUGGUGGCCUCCUUGCCACCUCACCAACCGGAGGCCUCCUCCUGGACACCACCACCCCUGAGUAUAGUGAGUUUGACGACUAUCCAGACAAUACGUUUGAGCCUGAUAACCAACCGGAGGACGAUUACCCUCUGACAGGGGAGGACCCUGAGUUCCAGCCAGCCCCUGCUGGUGGUGACCGCCCUGAGUCUCCUCGACCAGCGAGUCCCGACGCCCCCUCCUCACCUUCAGAAGACACUGGCCGCCACAUGUCGCAUGGCAACCAAGAUGUACCAUUGACCUCUGACCCCAGGUACAAUGUUGAGCCAGCAGAGAGGCAGUACGUUCCCUAUAAUCCUCCAGAGGCAGUGGUAGAGAGAGGCGCUCAGCAGGAACAGCAACCACAGGUUCCUCUGGAGGUGGUGAACGUGUACCCGCCUCACAGAAAUGAACCACGUCUUUCCCCCGGAGGUCAUGUGGUCAGCGUGGACGAAGAGGACGUAGAUUUUGACACAGGAGUGAUUCAAUACACCACAGAGAAUAAGGAAACCUGUGCCAGAUUCCAGCAACAAUGCUCCCAGAAUGCAUUUUGCUCCGAUUAUGCCACCGGCUUCUGCUGUCACUGCCAACCUGGCUUCUAUGGAAACGGACGCCACUGUUUACCUGAGGGUGCGCCCCAGCGCGUGAGCGGCAAGGUGAGCGGUACCGUGACCGUGGGUUCGACUCCAGUACAACUGAACAACAUUGAUCUGCAUGCCUACAUCGUGGUGGGAGAUGGGAGAGCGUACACCGCCAUCAGUGAGGUACCUGAGCCAGUGGGCUGGGCUCUGAUGCCAGUUGCACCAAUAGGAGAGCUUUUCGGAUGGCUGUUUGCUCUGGAGCUGCCCAACAGCCAAGCUGGGUUCAAGACUGCAGGUGCUGAGUUCACGCGUCGUGCAGAGAUAAUCUUUUACCCCGGCAACCAGCAUCUGUCAAUCAUUCAGACAGGACGUGGCCUUGACGACCACAACCACCUCACGGUGGAUACUGUUGUCAGUGGCAGCGUGCCCUUCCUACCUCCUGGUUCUGAAGUUUCCAUGAACCCCUUCAAGGAGACCUACCAGUACUACCCAUCCGUCGUCACUUCCUCGUCCGUGAGGGAAUUCUCAGUUGUAUCGGCAGAGCGAGGCUCAGAGUCCUUCUCCUUCCAGCUCAAACAAAACAUCACCUACCGCGACUGCACACAUGGCAACCGUGGGGCUGCCCUGGAGACGCUGCAGAUCACCAUGGAGAGGGUGUUUGUGAUGUACGUCAAGGAGGAGCGGAUCCUGAGAUACGCCAUCACCAACAAGAUCAGCCCAGUCGGAGCUGAGCCAACAGGAACAGAAGUGAUCAACCCCUGCUACGCCGGUACUCACGACUGUGACACCACAGCCCAGUGCAUCCCACUAGAGGGCCAGGCCUUCCAGUGCCAGUGUGCGACUGGUUAUAGAGGGGACGGACGCAACUGUUACGACAUAGAUGAGUGUGCCGAGGUCCUGAGUUCUUGCGGCGCUCACGCUCAGUGCAUGAACCUACCCGGUAGCCACCGCUGUCAGUGCCAGAGCGGCUACGAGUUUGGCUACGACGGACGCACCUGUGUUGAUGUGGACGAGUGCAGCUCCUCUCCGUGUCACGUUAACGCCAGAUGCAUCAAUGGACUCGGAUCUUUCCAGUGUCAGUGCCAGUCCGGUCUCUACGGUGACGGCUUCUUCUGUUCCCAACAGGAAGGACAGACAGUCCGUCCAAAGAGCCAGUGUGAGCAGCACAGAGACAGUCUGCAGAGUGGAGUGGAUCUGAGUGGAGAGCUAAGUGUCGGAGCCUUCAUCCCUCAGUGUGACUCUGACGGACGCUACCGUCAACUGCAGUGCCACGGAUCCACUGGACAUUGUUGGUGUGUGGACAUUAGGGGACAGGAGAGAGCAGGAACCAGGACUCCACCUGGUACGGCUCCCAAAGACUGUGACAGACCAGAUGAACCAGAGCGUCCUAAAACUCACUGUGAGCUGCACAGAGACGGUGUUCAGACGACCAGUCCAGAGGGGUAUCCUCUGCUCGGAGUGUUUGUGCCUGAGUGUGAUGCUAAUGGUCACUACAGACAAUUACAGUGCCACGACUCCACUGGACAUUGUUGGUGCGUGGACAGUAGGGGGCAGGAGAGAGCAGGAACCAGGACCUCACCUGGUACAUCACCUGUCGACUGUGGCCGACCAGAUGAACCAGAGCGUCCAAAAACUCACUGUGAGCACCACAGAGACAGUGUGCAGACCACGGGUCCAGAGGGAGACCGUCUAAUCGGAGUGUUUGUGCCUGAAUGUGACGCUAACGGACAGUACACAUCACUGCAGUGCCAUGGUUCUUCUGGACAUUGUUGGUGUGUGGACAGUAGAGGACAGGAAAGAGCAGGUACCAGGACAUCGCCUGGUGCAACACCUACAGACUGUGACAGACCAGCUGAACCAGAGCGUCCUAAAACUCACUGUGAGCACCACAGAGACAGUGUUCAGACCACCAGUCCAGAGGGGCAUCCUCUACUCGGAGCAUACGUACCUCAGUGUGAUGCUAAUGGACACUACACUCCACUGCAGUGCCACAGCUCUACUGGUCACUGUUGGUGCGUGGACAAUAGGGGGCAGGAGAGAGGAGGAACCAGGACUUCACCUGGUACACAACCUAAAGACUGUGACCAACCAGAUGAACCUGUGCGUCCUAAAACUCACUGUGAGCAGCACAGAGACAGUGUUCAGACCACCAGUCCAGAGGGGUAUCCUCUGCUCGGAGUGUUUGUGCCUCAGUGUGAUGCUCAUGGACACUACACAUCUCAACAGUGCAUUGGUUCUACUGGUCACUGCUGGUGCGUGGACAACAGGGGGCAGGAGAGAGGAGGAACCAGGACUGCACCUGGUACACAACCUAAAGACUGUGACAGACCAGACGAGCCAGAGCGUCCUCAAACUCACUGUGAGCGCCACAGAGACAGUGUGCAGACCACCAGUCCAGGAGCCUACGUACCUCAGUGUGAUGCUAAUGGACAGUACUCACCACUGCAGUGCCACAGCUCUACUGGUCACUGUUGGUGCGUGGACAACAGGGGGCAGGAGAGAGGAGGAACCAGGACUCCACCUGGUACACAACCUAAAGACUGUGACCAACCAGACGAACCAGAGCGUCCGAAAACUCACUGUGAGCACCAUCGCGAAAGAUCGCAGACCCCCAGUCCAGAGGGGUAUCCUGUAGUUGGAGCUUUUGUCCCUCAGUGUGAUGCUAACGGACAGUACACACCACUGCAGUGCCAUGGCUCCUCUGGACACUGUUGGUGCGUGGACAACAGGGGGCAGGAGAGAGCGGGAACCAGGACUUCACCUGGUACACAACCUAAAGACUGUGACCAACCAGAUGAACCAGAGCGUCCUAAAACUCACUGUGAGCACCACAGAGACAGUGUCCAGACCACCAGUCCAGAGGGGUAUCCCAUCCUUGGAGCUUAUGUCCCUCAGUGUGAUGAUCAAGGACAGUUUCGACCUCAGCAGUGUCACAGUUCCACUGGACAUUGUUGGUGCGUGGACAGUAGGGGCCAGGAGAGAGCAGGAACCAGAACUUCAUCUGGUUCACAACGGGUCGACUGUGACAAACCAGUCCAUGUUGCUCCGACCCAGCGACCCGAGAGUGUGUGUGAGCGAUGGAGGGUCAGUUUGAUUGAGCACUAUGGUGGAAGACCAGACCCACAACAAUACGUGCCCCAGUGCGAGCCCGAUGGACAAUUCAGUCCAGUCCAGUGUUACGGGGAGACCACAUACUGCUGGUGUGUGGACCAGGACGGACGGGAGGUUCCUGGUACACGAUCGCACGACGUUGUCAAACCUGCCUGCCUCCCCUCAGUGGCCCCUCCCACCGUGCGGCCACUGCCCCGUCCAAAUGUUACCCCCCCGCCGAACGCAGACGUCACGCUGCUGUACGCUCAGGGACAGAAAAUCGGGGCGCUGCCUCUCAAUGGGACCAGGCUCGAUGCAACUCGCUCCAAAACACUGCUGACUCUGCAUGGUUCCAUAGUUGUUGGUCUCGCCUAUGACUGCAAAGACAACCAGGUCUUUUGGACAGAUUUGUCUGCAAGAACAAUCAACAGAGCUUCAAUGGUGCCGGGAGCCGAGCCUGAGAUUCUCAUUAACACAAAUCUGGUCAGUCCAGAGGGUUUGGCCGUGGACGUCAAACGUAGGCUGAUGUUCUGGGUCGACUCCACACCUGACCUGAUUGAGAGCGCUAACCUGGACGGCAGCGGGAGGAAGACGCUGUUCGACACAGACUUGGUCAACCCCCGGGCCAUCAUAGUGGUCUCUUCAACUGGGACUCUGUACUGGACAGACUGGAACAGAGAGGCUCCGAAGAUCGAGUGCGCAUCAGUGGACGGUCAGAACCGCAGGGUGGUGGUGUCUGAAGGGAUCGGUUUGCCCAACGCUCUCACAUACGACUACUCGUCUGGGAAAAUCUGCUGGGCCGACGCAGGUACAAAGCGUUUAGAGUGCAUAUCUCCAGACGGGUCCGGUCACAGAGUCGUCCACUCCAACCUCAACUACCCGUUCAGCUUGGUUUACUACAGGAACCACUUCUACUACUCCGACUGGAGGAGGGACGGUGUGAUCGUAGUGAGCAAAGACAGCAGUCAGUUCACAGACGAAUACCUGCCCGACCAGCGCUCACACCUCUACGGCAUCGCCAUAGCAACUACCGGCUGUCUAUCAGGGAGCCACUAACGACGGACUGGCGGGCGCAAGAAUCUUUUGGUGCUAAAAUUCUGGGGGUGAUUCCCGAACACACCUCAGCUCUCCAGGUUCCCUCGGAGGAAAGGGGAGACGUCUCCCCGUUGGCAGAUUGAACGUCGGAGCAAAUUUACAACCCCCUCCACGUACCCUAACCCUAAAGAUAUAACCCCAAAAUAAGUGUUUUGUAAAUUUGUUUUAUACCUCAUUUUUAGGCUUUUUUUCUUCUACUGUAUUUUUUUACGUGAGUUGUUUUUGUUCCAUUGAUAAAAAGCUACACAACGAUGAAAAUCGGAUUUUAAAUGUAUGAGUUGGGUUUUUUCUGUUCCUCAGCGUCUGCUUUCGUUCAGGUCGACUGGUCACACUGGGGUUUUUUAAAGUCAAUCUUUUUUUAUAGUUAAAAACAGAUUCAAAAACAGUGUGAGAUUAUAGAAAAUUAGCUUUUAGCAUCAUGACAACAACAAAACCUGGUAUCAUCAGCACUGAUUUCUUCAAACCAUCAGUGAGUGAAUUAUAUUGUGUUAAUCUGAUGAUCGGUAAGAAUCUGUUUCCCUCUGUGUGCCAUGAUCAGAUCAGACAGACCUGCCACAUCUCUGCACUACUUAUCUGUAUUUCACACCUUUUGUUGUUUUUUUUACAAAAAUACUUUUACCGUUUCUACUACAUUUGAAAUCUAUCUUUUUAUAAGAUGUGAUAUUUAUAACAAUAAAAAUGUGAUUUGGUACUU